AUGCUGAUGCGACUCCUGCCAUCCUGCGGGAUCGUAACUCGACUGAGCAAGUUUACGUUUUCAACCGCAUAUGCUGGGGCUCACCGACCCAGUGGAGCACUCCGUGAAAGACCGGAAAAAAUGCGUUUCGGGAUUCUUCGGUCUUUGGCCAUGGGACUACCUUUUAUUUGUCUCGGAGCCUACAUCAGUAGAGAAGGUGCUGCCUUAUUGGAGGAGAUGGAUAUAUUUGUCCCGUCGGAUGACGAUGAUGAC
Messenger RNA from Opisthorchis viverrini, 252 nucleotides. RefSeq lists its product as hypothetical. Gene Ontology annotation, biological process: mitochondrial calcium ion homeostasis; calcium import into the mitochondrion. The record is from RefSeq and is a predicted model, not a curated record. The transcript has a single exon. Lineage: Eukaryota; Metazoa; Platyhelminthes; Trematoda; Opisthorchiida; Opisthorchiidae. Gene Ontology annotation, cellular component: uniplex complex; mitochondrial inner membrane. The annotation marks the transcript as partial.